AUGCUUCGAGUAACUCGUUUGCCACAUUCACAGACAGGAGCAUUGAAUUUAUUGAUCAAUAAGCGAUGGCAAAAAAUAACUGCUACAUCUGAUACAGGUACAACUGCUGCUACUAAAACAACUACCGAUGCACCUAAAACUCAAUACACGACUACUAAUACAUCAGCAACAAUAAAACCGCCAGCCACUUCAACCAAAUCUUCAUUAAAUGUACCGAUCGAUCGAACGACUACUUCAAAUAAAGCAUCAUCAUCAUCUAUUCCUCAUAAUACAUCAAAAGGAGGACCACUACCAACAUUUUCAGCACCAUCUAGUCGUAAAACUGGGGGUGGUGGUGGGCGUACAACGGUAAAAGCACUUAUUUACGGUGUUACUCUUGGUCUUGCGGGUACAGUAGUCUAUGCUGAAUAUGAAAAUGGCCCGUUUCGUCAUCAGCUCGAAUCAACCAUUCCAUAUAGUUCAACAGUUCUUACUAGUAUUGAUCAAUUUAUUGACCCUAUUUUCGGUCGCCAAAAAUCUUUAACAACAGAAGUACCAGAAACGGUGCCUGAUUUAGCUUUUGUAAAAGAGAAAGUUUCUGACGUAGAAAAACCGAAAAAAGUCGUUGAACAAGCUAAACAAACUGUUAAUACUGUCUUGGAAAAGUUACCCGAGAAAACGAAAAUUCAAAAGACUGGUGCACAAGUUAAAGAUGGUAUAGAUCAUGCAGCUGAUCAGGUUAAAGGUGCUGUAAAUAAUGUUCGCGAUGCUUUGCCCGAUACAACAACAUUGAAAAAGAAAAUAACACAUGCUAAAGAGCAAGUUGAAGAAAACGCUCAUGCGGUAAAAGAAACUAUCAAAGGUGCUGUACCAUCAGCUAAAGGUCAAUCAGGUGAAGCACCAGAAAAAGUUGCCGAUCCUGUAUUCUUAGAAGGAGCCGGCGAAGCAUUAGCACUAGCUCAAGAGAAAUAUAAACAGCUUGAAGAGGAAAUCACUAAAUUAUAUUCACCUUUAUCAAAACAAAUCGAUGAUGCUGUAAAAGCUGCACGUGAACAUGUCUCACACAUGAAAACUAUCAUUGACAAUCCAACUGUAUCUACAUCUGAUCAUGAAACAUGGAAACAAGCUGAAAAUUUACAAGAACAAGCUAAACAUGCAUAUGAGAAAGUAACGGAAGCUGUACGUGAAUGGAAAAAUAAAUUAGAGGAAUUUACAACAGUAAGUAGUGGUGAAAUGCAUCCUCAUCAAAAGAAACUUGAUGAAAAAUUUCAAGAAUUACAAAAACAAUAUACAACAUCAAAUUUUGUGAAAAAUUUUCGUACAUAUAUUGAUGAAGCAACAAAAUCAUUUCAAAAAGAAAUGGAAACCAUGCUUCCAAGUUUAGCUGGAAAAAGUCCAUCACAAUUGACACAAGAAGAUCUACAAGCAUUAUUAGUUCAUGCACAUCGUCGUGUAGUUAAACUUCAAAAUGAUAUAGCACGUCUGCGUAUAAAUGAAUCUGAUUCAGUUAAAGCAGCUGUUGAUGUAGCACGUGCUGAACUCGAUCGUCUUGUUGAACAACGUGCUCAAGAACGUGUCGAAAAAACAACUGAACAAUUAACUGAAGAAUUAAAAUUAUACGAAAAGAAUCUUCGCCAACAAUUCGAUGAACAAUUGAGACAUGAAAUAGUCCUACAACAUCAAGCAUUAACACAAUAUUUAGCUGAUGUUCUAUCUCGACAGUAUCAAGAGUGGGCCAAUGAAUAUGAACGACAAUUAGAAAAUGAAUCAAUUAAAAUAAAUAUAAAUUUACAAAAUCAAUUAAGAUCAACGUUAGAUCGUUUAUAUGCUAUUGAACAAGCGAUUGAAGCUAAUUAUGAUAGUCAACAACGUGGUAGACAAGCGCAACAGUUAUGGAUUCAAGCACAAAAUAUUCUUAAUCAAAUUGUGCAAGGUACAACAACUGAAAAUGAUCUUGAUAUCGUAUCAAAAAUAGUGCCCAAUGAGAGAUUUGUCCAAGUACUUGUUAAUGAAUUACGAAGUGAUGAUAUACCAAGCACAAACGAAAAAGUCCUUCGUGAACGUUUCGCACAUGUUAAUAAAUUAUGUCGUCGUUUAGCAUUAAUUGAUAAUGAACACAAUUCAUUAUGGAAUUAUUUUCUAUCUUAUUUACAAAGUCUAUUAAUUGUACGACAACGGGAUGAUUCAAUAUUAGUUGAUGAUGCUGUUGAUCUUAAUCAAUUAAAUACGUUUACUAUAUUAAAUUAUGUUCAAUCUUACUUAGAUCGCAAUCAAUGGUAUAAUGCAUUACGUUUAAUGCAACUAUUAACUGGUGAACCACGUAAUGUAGCAGAAUCAUGGAUUAAUGAUGCACGCAAUUACCUAGCAAAAAAACAAACAUCAGAAUUACUUGAAGCUUAUUCGAAUUCAAUCGGACUUGGUACACUUCCAAGAACGGCUUAG
Molecule: messenger RNA, 2421 nt
Organism: Rotaria socialis
Lineage: Eukaryota; Metazoa; Rotifera; Eurotatoria; Philodinida; Philodinidae
Source: the annotation of a GenBank genome assembly